AUGGCACGGAUGCAGGGCGGACGUUGGUUGGAUGUAGCCGCAAGUGGCACUUCCUUUUCCAUUCAGGAACACGCGGCGCUAUGCCGCUUAAUGGAGAAAAUGCCCAAUCCGGCUACGCAGUACCCUCGAGUGUGGGCCUUUCUCGGCUCCGAUCGGAAAAAUGAAUGCUUGCAAGCGAUCUUUGCCGAGAACACUUUCGUUAGGGCGGAUUCCUACACGACAAUUCGUCUGAGGGGAGAUGCAGCGAGCUUGCACUCCAAAUCCCCCAUUUUCUUUGCUGAUGGGGAUCCAUGGGAUGAUUCUACGGUCAGUUACUCGAAAGUCGCCAGGCGAGGAAGCAUCUUUCCGAUUGAGUGGAGCGGGAGCACCACUGCUGCUGAGGUUCAUCGCAGCCUGUACUCUCAAGUCCUCUUCCUCUUCGCCGAUGUUGUGUGUCUGUUCCUAGAGGACUGUCGCCCCGGAUAUGACAUAACGAAACUCAUCGGGAACCACGAGUCGGUUAAUGGCCUCCCAGCCAAGACUCGUCCGCGUCUGAUCAUCAUUGUGGGAGACCCUGAAAAGACUAAUUGGUCCAGUGCCGUUGACUACAGCCAACAUUCGGGAAAUUUCUCGGAAAUAAGCAUAUUUCCCAUGACGGGUGGAGAGCGUGUUCCCGACCCGGACUAUGACCGGCUCAAGGUGUUGUUGCUGAUGCACUCGCAGGAAAUUCAAACCCUCCGUCAAGAUUACAUUGGGCGAGUAUCUACGACGGAAUUGGAAAGGUAUUUGCAUUUUGCAAUUAAACACCUCGCUAAGUCUAAUGAACAUUCGUUCGACUUCGUGCGCUCGUGCCGUGCGCCGAAGGAGAUACCUCCAGACAUCGGAGAAAAAGUCAACCGUGUCUACGAACUUUGUGUCGCUUCAGGACUAUCCGACUUUGAUAGUGCGCGAUUUAUUGCGUCCGCGCUGAUUAUGGACCAUUAUCGUCCUGAAAUGCCCCUGAUGGAUCCCCGGCUAGUGUACCAAACAUUCUAUCGCGCUGAUAUUUCUCAUUCAUUCUCCACUAAUCUAUCUUCGCCAAUGAAAUGGGUGGACUUAGUGGAAGACGCAAUGCUAAUUGAAUUUGCUCCCCUUCGCAGCGACGCCGUAACAGCUCUAGAACUGCGGAAAAAAUUUUUGAUUUCCCAAAAGGGUCACUACUCUGCGGUGAAAUCAAAUCGCGCAUGUCUGUAUUGUGUGGUUCGGGCGGCGCAGCAUUUCACUCCAUGCGACCACCCGCUGUGUGAUCUUUGCGCUCAGAAAUUUGGACAUCCAGCCGCAGAUAAGGAACACCACUACGAUGUGGAUCGGUGUUUGCUGUGCUGUGCCACGAUUUCGAUGGCCAUCGAGACAUUGCCUCCCACGAUGGAUCCCACCGUGCUCGCGAUUGACGGCGGCGGGACCCGCGGAGCAAUACCUCUUGAAUUCCUCAUUUUAAUCCAGGAGUAUCUCGGCCCAUGUCGAUUACAAGAUCUUAUUGAUCUGGACGUUGGAACGAGCUCAGGCGGGCUCAUUGACCUCGGUUUGCACGCAUUGGAUUUGCCCGUCUCGGUGUGCGCAGAGAUCUUCAGCCAACUGGCUCGAUGCAUAUUCCAAAAGCGGCGUCCACCCGCUUUCCCUUGGUUGCCCCGUACGGUCAUGUUGCGCUUGCGCCAGUGGUACUCAUGGUGGAGACAUGACAGUUGUUACGAUGGCUCGAUUUUUGGUGAGGUACUCCAGCACCUUUAUGGAGAUCAGCCUGUUUUCCGAAGUAUCAGCGCUGGCCCGUCUGGAACUAUCCGGUCUAGUACAAAGUUCGGAGUAGUAGCAACCAGUAUUGGCACGAAGACCGAAGCUGUGAUGAUUGGUAACUUUAACGCGGCGGAUAGCACGGCAGAUGAUUGCGGCUACCGACUUAUUCGACCUGGCAACAUUGAGCAUGAACCUAAGGUGUGCGAAGCUAUUUUCCCCCCCAUUGAUCUGUCCGUGGGAACCUUCCAGGAUGGGGGUCUGACAGAUAAUUUUGCCGGAGGGAUCGCUCGCCGGACAGUUCGACUGAUCUGGCCCUCCUGUCGCGAACCAGCUCGAUUGCUAUCGCUUGGUACGGGUAGUACGCCACCACCAUCCGGAGGUAGUUUGCCCCAUUUUCGAAAUUCAUUUCUGGAUGGAUUUCCCCGCCGCGCUUUCAGUGCGUGGAUGAAGUGUCUGGAACCGGAAGGUAAGUGGAAAGAAAUGAAGAGCCAACUCGAUGAGUCCAUUUCCCAGAACUUCCGCCGAUUGAAUGUUCCCUUGGAAGAGACCUCGUCAGCCUUGGACAACGUCGAAAUGAUCGAUCGCUACCGAGACCUCGUCUUGCGUUACCCUGGAAGUGCCACGAUGGCGAAAGAUGCCGCGUUGGAUCUCCUCACUGCCCGGUUCUUUUUUGAGCUUGAUGCUUGCCCUUCGGUUGAUCAAUCACCCUUCAGGCUCUACGGUACCAUCCGUUGUAAAGGGUCUGCUCGCCUUCUUGUGGCGGCAAUGGAGCGGUUGGCCCCACACCCAUUAGAGUUUGUCACUGAUCAACAUCGUCUCGGUUGGUUGGUUCCUGACCGGGAUAUCUGCCCUUCCUGUAACCGCUUCUGCUGGCCCGUGUCUUUACUCUGCCGCAACAGCGACCAGUUGCUUCACAUCUACAUCAAAUCCGGCCGGGAGAAAAGAUGGAACCUGAAUUCAUUCCCUACCACUGCGGCUAAGCUGGUGUGUCGGCAACAGCUGGAUGUGCCCUUUGGGAGAAUCGAUCAUGGGCAGCCUAGUAGACAGCCAUGCGCGGCAUGUGAGUGUGGCCGCCUUCCUUUUCGAGGUCGACGAAGAAGACGUAAUCUGGACUCUGCGGGUCAGGAGUGGAGAAAGAAGAGGGUUCGCGUGCAGUGA
Talaromyces stipitatus ATCC 10500 is the source of this 2907-nucleotide messenger RNA. RefSeq lists its product as uncharacterized. Gene Ontology annotation, biological process: arachidonate metabolic process. Gene Ontology annotation, cellular component: membrane. The coding region runs from base 1 to 2907 and encodes 968 amino acids. The record is from RefSeq and is a predicted model, not a curated record. NCBI's taxonomy places the organism in Eukaryota, Fungi, Ascomycota, Eurotiomycetes, Eurotiales, Trichocomaceae. The transcript is spliced from 4 exons.